AUGGCCUCCCCCGGUGACGGCGAUUCUCAGGCCCCGCCUACAUCCUCAGCCGGCAAUGACCUCGGCAAGCGCAAGAGGAACUCGGUCCAUCUGUAUUUCUACAGAGAGCCUGUGACCGCUGUCACCGGAACGCUUGCAAGCAAGCGACGCGGACCCCCUCCUCGUCGCUCGCGAGUAGACAGCGAUACAACGACAGCUGCUCAGCAACCCCCGCCGGAGCCCGACGCUCCAGAUGACAGCGACCCCGGGGCAACACCAGUACAGUUUGAUGCCGAUCAAGAGGACCAGGAAAGCCCUCCAGCGCUGCCAGUCCAGCCGCCAGACGCGUCACUGCCAGAAUGGCUCUACAACUUUACCGUCAAGCACCAAGAUAUCGAGAGCUUACUCGACGUCUUCUAUCAGAGUUGCUAUCCAUUCGCGAGAGACAAGAGCGACGCAGACUCAACAUCGGUCAAGUACCCAGCCGAAGUCAUUGACGACGCCGACAUUACCGAGACGAGUAUCCUACAGAGGCCUGAUAGAGUCUCGUUCCUACGCGGUUGGAACUUCUGCACAGAUCUGUACCGUCUCCUGCAGUAUUUGGAUGAUACGUUCAAGACACAGCAGCAGUUUACGCGAGAUGAGCCUGGGUCUGAAGUUGCAAACUUGCUCUCUCUAAAACGUGCAAAAGCUGAUCCCGAGAAGCCGCCAAUAUCCUAUCACCACACAGACCCUCAAGAUGGUUCUGGUCAGCAGUGGAAACCCCAAUAUCCACUUACGCUGUGCGGCUGCGAAACCCUUCGACAAGCGGUCAAUCAGGUCUUGGGUGAAGCAUCAUCGGCAGCGCCAGAUGCUUCCAGGCCUACUCAAAACCUAGACGACGACCAACACUCUGCAUGGCCUAUGCCUCAACCUCACAUAUUGCCGUCCAUAUGGAACGACACCACUCAGUACCCAUUGAACCCGAUCUCAGGCCCCAACCUACCAAACCCGACUCACGAUACGGCUACUACCUCAAAUCACCCACCAAGGGACCAACCACUCUUUGAUGACUUAUUUCACACGUGGUCUUUUUUGAUAGGGGAACCGGACAAUUUGGAUCCAGCGGACUCAUUUGCUGCCCUUGGGAUGAUGCCACGGGAUGCCUACAGAACGUCCCUGGCACCAAGGUCUACGAAUGAGGCGAAUGAUGCAUCCGGAGGCAAUAUGCAGGGGAUAUGA
This is a messenger RNA of Fusarium vanettenii 77-13-4, 1200 nucleotides long. RefSeq lists its product as uncharacterized. The transcript is spliced from 7 exons. Bases 1 to 1200 code for a protein of 399 amino acids. The record is from RefSeq and is a predicted model, not a curated record. NCBI's taxonomy places the organism in Eukaryota, Fungi, Ascomycota, Sordariomycetes, Hypocreales, Nectriaceae.